ACGUCAGCUCGUAGUCUGGCCGAAACAAGUCAUUUAGACUGGACAUGAUGGGGAAGACGCAGCUUAGCCUCCAUUAAAGGUUGAAACAAGUACAAAAUACAAGUUUAAGCUUCUCAUAGCAUGCCUACGGCUCUUGUGGGCGCUUUUAAGUAACUUACAGGAGCCCUCUUUGGAAGGAUGGCAGCCCCGGGCAACUCACUCCAGCAGCCCAGGGUGAGGCGCAGCAAUGCGGGCUCCCCCGGCUCGCUCAACACCGCCAGCUGCCGUCUGCACCCCAUCCGUGCCACCGUGCCCUACCAGCUCCUGCGCGGCGGCCAGAGCAGCCCGACGCGGCCGCACAACAUCCACGGGGGGGCCGCGGGCAGCCGAGGCUCCAGCCCCCCUUCCAGCCCGACUCUCCUCCCAGGAAGUGGGCUCGCCAGGCAGAAGCUGUCUCCAGAAAACAGGGACUCCUGUCCGCCAGACUCGCCUGUUUCUAGAGCAGAAAGAUCCAGGCUUCAGAUGCGGAGUUCCAGUGCUAUUCGGCGAACGUCUUCCCUGGAUGCCAUCACGGGGCCGUACCUCACCGGCCAAUGGCCCCGCGAUGCACACGGACCGUACCCUUCUUGUAUGAAAGACAAAUCCACUCAGACUCCUUGUCUCUGGAUGGACGAGGGGGCAGAACAGGGAAGUCCACACCAAAGGUCGGGCUCCUGGGGCAGCGCCGACCACCUCAAGGAGCAGAUCGCCAAGUUGAGACUGCAGCUUCAGCGAAGCAAACAAGUCAGCCGGCAGAGCAAAGAGCGUGACGCCACCUCCGCCACGCUACACGUACAACACGGCGGCCAGUGUACCUCACAGCACAAAGGGUCGUCAUCCACACCGCUGCCAAAGACGCUGAUAUGUCGCGUACCGAGCAGCGUGGAGGGCAUCAACCACGAGCUGGAAAACGUCUUCAUCAGAGAGAACUGGGAGCACAGCAUACAGGCCAUGGAUGCCGCUGAUGGACGGCGUGCCCCCUUCCCCGUCCAUCGCUACAGCCACAGCGGGGAGACACGCGACACCGACACGCAGGCACCCUCCAGCGGCGAGUCCAGCCCGUCGCCCCACCCCCUUAGCCCCGAACACCUGCUCUCCCCUGACGGAAGCCCCUCCUCCACGGAGGAAGUAGACAAAGACGGCGUAUGUAGUUCUCCCCUCCCAAAGUUUGCCACCUCGCCCAAGCCCAACAACAGCUACAUGUUCAAGCGAGAGCCACCAGAGGGCUGUGAGAAGGUUAAAGUGUUUGAGGAGAUGGUGUCGGGCCAAUCCAAAGGCUUCCCCCUCUUCUCGUGUCCCGACAAAAACAAGGUCAACUUCAUCCCGCGAGGCUCCGCCUUCUGCCCCGUCAAGCUGCUCUGCUCCUCCCUCUUCUCCCCCGUCUCCUGCGCCUCCGUCGGCCACGGCCUCCACGCCAACGACGCUCAGGUGACCCCCGCCCCGCCGCCCCUGCCCUCCGCUGUCAGAGAAACAGACGCCGUUCGGCAAAGCCCGGGAGUCGAGACGGGUAAGGACGGCUCGGCGCAACUCGUCCUCACCAGCGUGUCCUCAGGUAUUUAAAAGACCAAUAAGGCUUCGAAGAAAAAAACGAAACAAAAAAAACAAAAACACAAGCUUGCACUCAGUUAGUCUUAAGUUUAGCCAGCAGGGGGUGCCCAAGCUCUCACUCUGGUAUCCUGCAAGAGAGGUUCUAGGUCCUGGACCUCAUUACCACAAUUAUAUUUUGCUUUGUCUUUAAUGGGGUUUAAAGUUUGUCAGCAAUACAACAACUAUCUUAUUAACACUAGGGAUGAUGUUCCGAACCGAAUCUCCCCAUCAUUCGAUGAGAAUGGUUUUGAAUCUCUUUUUGAGAACCGUUUCGUUAUCGAAGCCACUAUACCGUAUUUUCGUAUACCGUAUUAAAAGUCGCCGUGUCAGUUACGGGUGCUUUUUCUGUAUUUAACGCUUAAAUAAGGCGCAGCGUGUUUUUGGGCGCAGAGCUGGGCGAUACGGCCUUUUUUAAUAUCUCUAUUUUUAAGCCAUAUGGCGAUACACGAUAUAUAUCUCCAUAUUUUGCCUUAGCCUUGAAUGAACAUAUAAUCACAGCAGUAUGAUGAUUCUAUGUGGAGACAUAAAACAUUCUUCUUCAUACUGCAUUAAUAUAUGUUCAUUUUAAACUUUCAUGCAGAGAAGGAAAUCACAACUAAGUCAGUUGACCAAAACUGUAUUAAUUAAAAUUAUUAGCAGGUGACUUUUAAAAUGUUGCUACGCUUGUGCCCCACACUUGACAAAUUAAAGUUGUCUAUCCGACAUAUUCCCGCUUGAAGCCAAACCACCGCCAGGCGAUGGACCCCCUGCUGUUUUUCUUGGGAAUUAAUUCUUCCUUCAUUUGUUAGCAGAUUCAAACCUUCUUUCUCCCUUAUUACCACUCGCACGGCUUCACUAGCAUCACAGCUAACGUUACUCAUGCUGUUACUCGGGGAGGGUGUGUGACGUAUGUAAGGUGUGCUUGUUUUAAGUCCGUGUGAGAAGAAGAGAUAAGAAAGAGGGAGAGAUGCAUGCAGUUUAAUGCCCGCAGCUAAAGGCAACUGCGUGAGAAUGAAUACUCAGAUAUCAUGAUAUACUGUAUUUCCUUGAAUUGCUGCCAGGGCGCUAAUUAAUUUAAAACCUCUUCUCACUCCUGCGCUUACCAAAGGCAUGGGGUAAUACUAAGCAUGCGCUAAUUAUUUUGGGAAGCGAGUUUGACCCUGCAACAAUUCAAGGCAGGCGCAUACUAUAUGUCCUGCGGCAAUUCAAGGAAAUACGGUAGUCAUUUUCUAUAUUGCACAGAGACAAACCUGAUAUAUUGGUAUUGCCCAGCCCUAGAUUAAACAUACGCCUGGACACUUUAAAAAAAUAUUGAUAUUGCCCAGCCCUAGAUUAAACAUACGCAUGGACACUUUUAAAAAGCUGAGUUCGGUUGUACUUUAUUGAAGUAUUUAUCAAUGUACUGACAUUAUUUUUUUGAUCAAUCUUCAUCCACGAAUCAAUCAAAGUCCUCAUCUUCUGUGUCUGAAAUGAACAGCUGGGCAAGUUCUCCAUCAAAAACGCCAGAUUCCUUCCCCCUCAUUUUCAAAGUCAGUCUCGUUGUCCAUUAACAGGCUAGCACUAAAGUAAAAGCCCACUUCUCUUGCGUCACCGUACCAUGAAUUGGUUAACGUGGACCCUGACUUAAACAAGUUGAUAAACUUAUUGGGGUGUUACCAUUUAGUGGUCAAUUGUACGGAAUAUGUACUGUACUGUGCAAUCUACUAAUAAAAGUUUCAAUCAAUCAAUCAAAAAACUGGCAUGUCGAAAGUGAGCAGCAUCUCGUCCAUGUUGGUGAUGUGUUUUGUCGGCAAUUUAUUUUAAUUUACAACGCACAUAGCAGCACUACAUGCUCACUUUGGCGUCCUCUCUCACCUGAAACCGUCACCCUAUAACGUCCGCAUGCUGUCCUCAGUCACGUAAUAUCAACAGCGUCAUAUAACGUCUAUGGCAAGGGUAGGGAACCUAUGGCUCUCCAGCCAGAUGUGGCUCUUUUGAUGACUGCAUCUGGCUCUCAGAUCCUUCUUAGCUGACAUUGCUUAACCCGAUAAGUAAUGAAUAAUUCCACAGUGUAAAAAUAACGUUCAAAAUAUAAAACAUUAGUUUCAAAUGGAUGACGCAUUUGUGGAGGUGUGUGCAUGCCGCCGAAUGCAAACAUUGCAUUUUAAUCCAGCCAUCUGUUUUCUACCGCACCUGUUCAAGAAGUCGCAAUAAUAGUAAGAAGUAUUUUAUUUAUUAUUGGUUAGCCUGAGAAUUACAAUUUUAUCAAAAAGAACAAGAGAUUUAUUAUACUCUAAAAAUGUCGGUCUUACUUAAAAAAUGCACGCAUUUAGUUGUGUUCAGUGUUAAAGGGGAACAUUAUCACAAUUUCUGAAGGGUUAAAACCAAUAAAAAUCAGUUCCCAGUGGCUUAUUUUAUUUUUCGAAGUUUUUCUAAAAAUUUUACCCAUCACCCAAUAUCCCGAAAAACGGCUUCAAAGUGCCUGAUUUACACCAUCGCUAUAUCCACCCGUCUAUUGUCCUGUGACGUCACUGCGUGAAGCCAACAGAAACAAACAUGGCGGAUAGCACAGAAAGGUAUAGAAUAGUAGCUCGGAUUCAGACUCGGAUUUCAGCGGCUUAAGCGAUUCAACAGAUGACGCAUGUAUUGAAACGAAUGGUUGGAGUGUGGAGGCAGGUACCGAAAACUAAAUUAAAGAAGAAACAGAAGCUCUUGAGCCAUAUCACGACACACAGCGGCAUGGGAGGAAGCAAGGACAAAUUUGGCGAUUGCCUUCUAACCAACGAUUGGUAUGUGUUUGUUUGGCAUUAAAUGUGGGUGGAGGGAAAGGCUGGAUGCAAAUAUAGCUACUAAUGUACAUACAGCUAGCCUAAAUAGCAUUGAUUACCUUGCAGUCAUGCCGUGACCAAAUAUGUCUGAUUAGCACAUAAGUCAAUAACAUCAACAAAACUCACCUUUGUGAUUUCGUUAACUUUAUCGUUGGAAAUGCAUCUGCUCUGAGUGUCGCGGGAUAUCUACACAUUCUUGCCAUCUCUGUCGUAGCAUCGCUGUCGUCGGUAAAGUGUGCGGAACAAACGAGGGACUUUCGCAUCUUUUGGCCACUGUUGUAACUUGAAUCCGUCUUUGUUAGUGUUGUUACACCCUCCGACAACACACCGACUAGGCAUGAUGUCUCCAAAGUACGGAAAACAGUCGAAAAAAUGGAAAAUAACAGAGGUGAUUUGACUUGGUGUGUGUAAUAUGUUUGAGAAAAUGGCGGAUUGCUACACGAUGUGACGUCACGGGUGAAAGGUCAUCUCUCUGACAGGCGAAGAAUUGAAAGGCGUUUAAAUCGCCAAAUUAACUUUUUUAGAGUUCGGAAAUCAGUUAAAAAAAACAUUGUCUUUUUUCUGCAACAUCAAGGUAUAUAUUGACGCUUACAUAGGUCUGGUGAUAAUGUUCCCCUUUAAAAAAUAUUACAUGGCUCUCACGGAAAUACAUUUUUAAAUAUUUGGCUUUCAUGGCUCUCUCCGCCAAAAAGGUUUCCGACGCCUGAUCUAUGGCUUUUAGAACUCAGUGCACACACGACAACCUAUCUGGAUUCGAUGAGGAAUUGGUUUGUUUAAAGGAUUCAAUAAUGGGCUUGAACUCGAUAAUUUAACGAACAUCAUCCCUAAUUAACACUUCCUGUUAGUGCCGCAGACUAACGUGUAAGAAAGCUUGUACAUUAUGGGAUUGGGUCAGGACGUGCCUUGUUCUGUCUGUCGUGUGUUGCAGCCACACUUUGCCUUCCCGCAUGAUCGCCACGAUCUACAUUUUUUCUUAGCGAGAGACCAAAAGACUGAUAUGGGGGGAAGGGAAGAAGACUCCGCCUUCCUGCUUCGCGGCGGUCUUUUAGCGGAACAAAACGACUCAGGUUGGUGUGGAAUGUUUUUGUUCGGACCGUUGCCAUUUUCCAAGCGCCGUUUGAUACGAAUCACAUCAGCAGACUCCUCGUAGAACCUGUUUUUUUUAAGCUUUUAGGUGCUACGACACAUUCCAUAGGUCAUGUACACAAGCCCCGCCCUCCCAAAGCGACAGGUUGAGAACGUACCAAAGCAAACGUAAAAAUAAUUGGAGGGGUCAUGUUUGGAGCAGAGGUGCUAAUGGGUAAAGCAGGUGAAAGCACUUACUCGGACAUAAUCCUUUUGUUGGUGUUCAUUUGCAAUCUGAAACAAUCAAAGGUGUGCACAGAAAGAACCACUGAGGUUUGGGUGUGCACGUCUACGUGCGCAUACAAGCACAACUAUGACCAAUGUAUGCCAGGCAUUCCACCACACAAUUUAAAUCCUGAUUGUGUCGCUGAUGUGCUCAUUGUGUGCAUGCAGCAACACUUCCCCCGUGUAGUGUGCACCUGUAUGUACUUCCUGUGUGUUUUUUCAAUAAAGACAAAAAAAAAAAAAACUUUCAGUGAUGUUUGCAUUCUAACACAUUUAAUUUAAACACUCUUAAUUAGAGCGGAGGACACUUUUUGAUGCCACUAUUGUUUUGUAUUUUUGUGACGCUGCAGAUUUUUAUUAAAUGCCAGCCAUUUUC
Messenger RNA from Nerophis ophidion (straightnose pipefish), 6117 nucleotides. Its product is annotated as glucocorticoid-induced transcript 1 protein. The coding region runs from base 178 to 1578 and encodes 466 amino acids. Gene Ontology annotation, biological process: podocyte development. Gene Ontology annotation, cellular component: cytoplasm. The record is from RefSeq and is a predicted model, not a curated record. The transcript has 9 exons. NCBI's taxonomy places the organism in Eukaryota, Metazoa, Chordata, Actinopteri, Syngnathiformes, Syngnathidae.